Messenger RNA from Xyrauchen texanus (razorback sucker), 1269 nucleotides. It is a transcript of the gene sh2d4bb, whose product is annotated as SH2 domain containing 4Bb. The transcript has 8 exons. The record is from RefSeq and is a predicted model, not a curated record. NCBI's taxonomy places the organism in Eukaryota, Metazoa, Chordata, Actinopteri, Cypriniformes, Catostomidae. The coding region runs from base 1 to 1269 and encodes 422 amino acids. Gene Ontology annotation, cellular component: cytoplasm.
AUGAUGCAGCAAAUUCUACAGGAUAUGUAUAUUGAACCUGACCUACUGGCUGAGCUUAGUGAAGAACAGAAACAGAUCCUCUUCUAUAAGAUUCGAGAGGAGCAGGUGCGACGUUGGAACGAGAGGGAGAGCAGAGACCCCAGACCUGAUGUGCACAAGAAGAGUCACCGCAGAGGCAUUCAGUGGCUUCUGGGUAUGGAUGGAGAAGUGUGGGUGUGGGUACUGGGGGAGGCCCCUGGAGACAAUCCCUUUGAAGACAUUGUGGAGGAGUUGAUGAAGGAGAGAGCCAUGAAGCUGGCCCAACGAGAGGCACAGGAACUCCGGCGUGUGAAGGAGGCAGAGAUUGAACAGAAGUUUCGAGAUGCCAUGGCAAAGGAAAAGGCUCGCUUCGUGGCUGAGAAAUGGAGGGAGGAGACGGAUGACAGAAAGGCAGCCAAGCAGGAAGACCGCAUUAGAGAGAAACUGAAGAAAUGUGAGGAAGAAGAGAGACAGAGAGGCGAGGAAGAAAUCCGGCAAAUGGAGGAGCGGAGAGCAAAGGAGCUGUACAUCUCUUUGAAGCAGGAGGAAAAGAGGAGCGAACGCGAUGACAAAGAAUGGCAGGAACAAUUGCGACGCUCCAAGGCAGCAGAUGAGGAGAUGAAAUGCAAGGCACGGAGGGCUAGAGAUGAAUACAAGCGCCAGUCUCUGCGGGCUUUCAAGAAGGGCCUGGUGGCUGGGCUCAGUGGACUGUUUUAUAAGACAAAUCUGAAUGGUAUGGGUCACAACCGACUCCACGGCACGGUCAUCGAACAUCCGACCCUCUCGGCUGAGGCCAGCUAUUCACCAGCAGCUGUUUGGAUUCGUCCACCCAGGCCAAGCUCUAGGGAAUCUAUCAUCCGCUGGUUUAAAGAGGAGCAGAUGUCGAGACGAGCGGGAUAUGAGCGAAGCAGCAACUCCAUUGCGCCAUGGUUCCAUGGAAUAAUAUCACGGCAGGAGUCAGAGGAUCUGCUGAUGAACACAGCAGAGGGCUGUUUCCUGGUCAGAGUGAGUGAGAGGAUCUGGGGGUACACUCUGUCCUAUCGCACCGCCUCCAGCUUCAAGCAUUUCCUCAUCGACGCCUCGGCUGAUUAUUACAGCUUCCUAGGUGUUGACCAGAACCGUCACGCCACUUUAGCUGACCUCAUCGAUUUUCAUAAGGAGGAGGUAAUCACUACUUCAGGAGGAGAACUACUUCAGGACUCCUGCAGGCCAAGAAGCUCCACAGCUGACUAUGGAGGGCUUUUUCUCUGA